AUGAAGUCCGUUCUCUUCUUCGCGACCGCCGCGGCGGCUGCCGGCCCCUACCUGGCCUGGACCGCCGACUCCUUCACCCAGCACGAGAUCGACAACAAGAAGCCCUACCACUACACCAAGGCCGUCCUCUACGACGGCUUUCAGUCGGCCUACGCUCUGACCAAGAACGAGACCGUCCUCGACUGGUACCGCGGCCGCAUCGACGAGCGCGUCGUCCUCUCCAACGGCAGCAUCGCCAACUGGAAGCCUGGCAGCUACUCCCUCGACGAGUACCGCAUCGGCAACAACAUCCUCUGGUGGUACGAGCACACUGGCGAGGAGAAGUACAAGACUGCCGCCAAGAUCAUCCGCGACGAGCUUGCCCACCACCCCCGUACUGACGAGGGCGGCUUCGUCCACCGUCACCCCAUCUACGACCACCAGAUGUGGCUCGACGGCAUCUUCAUGGCCGACACCUUCUACGCCAAGUAUACCUCCCUCUUCGACAAGAAGAACGCCACCGCCUGGGACGACAUUAUCAACCAGUUCGACGUCAUCGAUCGCCGCACCCGCAACACCACCCUCAACCUCCUGUACCACGGCUUCGAUGAGACCAAGACCGCCGUCUGGGCUCACUCUGAGACCGGUGCCUCUCCUCUCAUCUGGUCCCGUGCCGUCGGCUGGUAUGCCGUCGCCCUCCUCGAGGUCAUCCAGCUCCUGCCCCGCGGCCACCCCGGCAUUGAGAAGUUGAGCGACUACUUCAUCACCCUUGCCGACGGCCUCAAGAACUCCCAGGACGCCUCCGGCGGCUGGUACCUCAUCAUGGACCCCUACUACGUCGGCAACCCCGCCAACUACAUUGAGUCCUCCGCCUCUGCCCUCUUCACCUUUGCCCUCCUCAAGGGCACCAAGCUCGGCCUCAUCCCCGAGCAGAAGUUCUUCCCUGCCGCGGCCAAGGGCUACCAGAAGCUCACCGACUUCGUCACCGAGAACGCCAACGGCACCAUCAACUGGGAGGGCACCGUCUAUGUCGGCUCCCUGAACAGCGACGCCAGCUUCGAGUACUACACCGGUGUCGAGCUGGCCGCCAACGACUACAAGGGUGUCGGCCCCUUCAUGUUCGCCUCGUACGAGUGGGAGACCUACAACCAGACCAAGACCCCCGGUCGUGGUGGCCCCAAGCCUCCCCGCGGCGGCCCCAAGGGCCCUCGCCCCGGCCGCCAGUUCAACCGCCGCUUCCAGAAGACCUACUGGUAG
This is a messenger RNA of Colletotrichum aenigma, 1236 nucleotides long. RefSeq names its product Unsaturated rhamnogalacturonyl hydrolase YteR (gene yteR-1). Lineage: Eukaryota; Fungi; Ascomycota; Sordariomycetes; Glomerellales; Glomerellaceae. The coding region runs from base 1 to 1236 and encodes 411 amino acids. The record is from RefSeq and is a predicted model, not a curated record. Gene Ontology annotation, biological process: carbohydrate metabolic process. The transcript has a single exon.